This is a messenger RNA of Cylindrotheca closterium, 630 nucleotides long. The record is from the annotation of a GenBank genome assembly. Lineage: Eukaryota; Bacillariophyta; Bacillariophyceae; Bacillariales; Bacillariaceae.
AUGGACGAUAGUACCAAAGAAGAAAGGCCUAAUCUGUGUAAACUACUAGAAGAACGUUUGAUAGAACUUGGUUUAGAUGCGGAAACCUACGGUCCUUAUGUGGUUGGAAGCGAUGCAGAGGAGCUGCCAGAUGUGAUGGAGCUCUUAAAGGCUUCGAGUGAAGAGGAGGAGCUAGAGGAUAGUGUUUGGGAAACAUUUUCCCAGGAUGUCCUGAAAGCAAUUGAACAAGAUGAAACAUUUCAUCAAGAAAAGAAGAAUGCCAAAAAGUUGGAAGCACAGAAAAAAGAACAAGAACUCGCGGAAAAGAACAAGGCUGCCAUUAAAGAAGCCGAGCAACAACCAAAGCAGGCUGCUCCAAAGUCAUCACAAGUUGACGAUGCUCAAAAAAAGGCGCUCAUGCAACGUUUCGGAUAUGAAAUGCCAGAUGAGGAAGAGGAAGAGGUUGCUGGAGUGGUCACCAACAAACAAGCGGCAGCCGCGGCCAACGUGGAACGUACCCAAGAACUACGAAGCAAAAAGACAACAACCAAGAAGGAAGAACAGCAAAAGACCAAGGAGCAGAAGCAAUCCAAAGUACAACUCAAAGAAGAAAGACGUAAGAAAGCAAUAAAGGGAGAACGAAAGAGAUAG